UGAAAGAAAAACCUGCUUCCGUUGCCUAGCGCGUUGCGACUUGCCAGUUCACCGGGUACUCACUUUCCCGCCGGUUAGAAAAUUUCCGUUGAAAACAUGCCUUCAAAAAGUGCAAAAUUUCAACCGCUCCCGACGUCGGACGCUACCACAAAAGCCGAAGAAGCCGACCCCGACUACCUGUGCGGAAUCUUUAAUUACAGGCCACGAUGGAUGCAGCGAUUUGCGAGAACUCAGUACUUCCUAGUGUGCUACAUCGUCUACGGCGUGUUCCAGGGAGCUCUCAAGGCCUACCUCAACGGCUGCAUAACAACCAUAGAACGCAAGUUCGCACUCACCGGUAAAAUGUUCAGCGUCAUACUGAUCGCGGACAAUGUGAGUUCUCUGUUCGCCAGCCUUUUGAUUGGUUACUAUGCCCGUAAAGUGAGUAGACCCAGGAUGAUAACGUUCUCUGUCUCAAUGUCUGUCCUGGGCUGCGUGCUAGCGGCCCUGCCAUAUUUCAUCUACGGACCCGGUUUCAUCGGUGACUCUCAAGGACAACCGGCUCUCCAAGGAGAGGAACAAGCGUACCAGGUGAUCGCGGAUUCUAGGAAGGAGUUCUGCAGCAGUACGGAUAGCAAUGAAGCAGCUGUGGCUCGCGACCAAUCACCAGCUGCCAGUGCCAUACUUGCCGUGUGCAUUCUCUUCCUUGCGAAUUUCUUGAACGGCUUCGGUGGAGCAGCUUUCUACAUAUCAGGCACAACCUACACGGACGACAACGCUAAGAAGACUGAUUCGAUCGUCUAUUUUAGCUUUGUGUUCUCACUCCGAUUUCUGGGCCCUAUGCUUGGGUAUGUUAUGGCAUCGGUGUGUCUCCGGAUUUACGAGUCCCCGUUUGAGACUCCAAGCAUCACAGCAAAACAUCCGAAGUGGAUUGGAGCGUGGUGGCUGGGAUUUAUCCUGUGGGGUGUAUCACUUGUCAUCGUUUCGCUGCCCAUGUCACUCUUCCCAAAACACAUAAGGCGACAGUCACGCUCGCUCGACAAGCAAGAGAUGCAGAAGGCUUCCUCUUCGGAGUUGACACCUGACACUUUCAGAGAAAAAGUCGCCGGUGAUUUUGCAGAAUUCCGGCGGUCAUUCGCAAGGCUAUGCAAAAAUCCUGUCCUCAUGUGGAAGAUUGCAACCAUGAUGUUUGUCUACAACGGUAUUGGGGGCUACAUUACUAUGUUCCCUAAGUACGUCGAAAUACACUACCGGGUGUCGGCUUCAAAUGCAAGCCUUUUUACAGGUCCGACAAAGAUUCUGGCCAUGAUGCUGGGAAUGUUUCUCGGUGGUCUUAUGAUCAGAUUCUUAAAACCUAAGGCCCGUACCAUAGCCCUCAUGGAGGCAGCCAGUGACCUUAUUGAAAUCAGCUUCCUCAUUGCUGGCAUGUCCCUUUCCUGUUCGGGCUGGCAGCUUGCUGGAACCAGCAUGAGCACUUCUAACAGUCUGUCUAUAACCAACGACUGCAACAAGGACUGUGGCUGUACAGGCAGUUCCUUUCAGCCAGUGUGCCACGUUUUAGAAAAAGCGACGUAUUUUUCGCCUUGCGCAGCUGGCUGCUCCCAAGACAGAAAUGGAACAAUGCACUGCAGCUGUCUGAUGAACAACAGCACCACUGAAGAUGCUGUGGUGACGGACGGCUUCUGUGAAUUCGGAUGCGACAGCCUUUUCAUCCUUGUCGCCCUGACCAGCGUCAGCAAACUCUUGGCACAACUACCGAGGGUCGGAGGAGUGAUUGUCAGUUUCAGAUGCGUUGAUCCAGCGGACAAAGGCCUUGCAGUAGGAAUGAUUGGAGCGGCAUUUAAUCUGCUAGCCGCCGUGCCGUACCCGCUGAUCUACUCCGCGCUGUUCGACGCGACAUGCAUUGUGUGGGACGAGCGCGGCGGCCACCGAGGCAACUGCUCGUUCUACGACGCGGACAAGCUGCGCAUCCUCUUCCACGGCGUGACCAUAGCGUUCCUGAGCCUUGGCCUCCUCAGCAACCUGAUGGUCUCCUACUACAGCAAGCGUGUCACCAACUUGUACGGGGAAGCGGACGCCCGUGCGGAGGAGACCGCCGCUGCCGCGUCCGUGUGGGACGACAACUGCCUACGCAUGGUCGAACUGGACGAAGACGCCAUGCGCAAGAUGACUGCCGAGGGAGAGAAACCAGCGCAGCAGCAAGUGCGCUGCUGACAGGAGUUCCCUCUCGCCUACUGAGAAAUUGGCCUCAUCUGUGAUGGACUCACUCUGUGAUGGCAUAAAAUGCACGGCGGGAAAGUGAACGUAGCUAGGUAGCUAUACGAAACUGUUCAAACCGCUGUAUAAAAGGAAGAAGGACAGAUACGUUUGAAAAGGCGGUAAUUGAUAGAUAUUUGGUUGUGCGUUGCUGACAUUUAGGUUCGCUGUCUUGGGGCACUAUAGUUGACACAGGAAAAUUGAACCGGUACACGAGGAGCGCGCUUCCUGCGUAUCGUCUUGAGUUUUCCUCGUGGUAUUUCGUAUCCAAAUACAGCGCGCCUAAUAGUAUAUAAGACACAUUUAUUAAAAAAGAAGAACUAGAACAGAAAAGCAGACAAGUUGACUCCAAAAUUUGGGAUCGACUACUCAAUCUUCUAAACUAUGGUAUUCAAACGGUGACCAUUAUUGCAAUAAAAUAUGUCAUAAAUAA
This is a messenger RNA of Dermacentor andersoni, 2668 nucleotides long. Its product is annotated as solute carrier organic anion transporter family member 74D-like. The record is from RefSeq and is a predicted model, not a curated record. Gene Ontology annotation, molecular function: protein binding. Gene Ontology annotation, cellular component: basolateral plasma membrane. NCBI's taxonomy places the organism in Eukaryota, Metazoa, Arthropoda, Arachnida, Ixodida, Ixodidae. Gene Ontology annotation, biological process: transmembrane transport; sodium-independent organic anion transport.